Molecule: messenger RNA, 1008 nt
Organism: Aspergillus wentii DTO 134E9
Lineage: Eukaryota; Fungi; Ascomycota; Eurotiomycetes; Eurotiales; Aspergillaceae
Product: SMP-30/gluconolactonase/LRE family protein
Exons: 2
Coding region: 1-1008 (335 amino acids)
Source: RefSeq, a predicted model, not a curated record
AUGACAGCACAAUCCGACACUUUCAUCGUCCAUGAUGAUCGCUUCCACGCGAUCCUCGGACCCAAUCCAACCUGCCAGUUGCUUUUGGAGAAAAACGACUACCCCUUCGCCCACGAAGCAGGCGUCUUCAUCGCCUCCACCAACGACCUCUUCAUCACCAGCAACCAAUUUCCACACAUCAGCGCCGGUCAGAAAACCAUCCAAAUCUCGCGGGUCAAGCUAGGAGAUGGCACAGCUCCACCCGUCCUCGAGGAACUCCCGUCAGAGACAGUCCCCAUGGCCAACGGCGGGGUGAAUUACAAAGGCAGCACCAGUGUUCUCUUCUGUGGCCAGGGAUCCAGCAACCUCCCCAGCGGCUUAUACGAAAUGUCCACGUCUCCGCCCUUCAGCACCAAUCUCGUCAUCGGAGACUUCUACGGCCGCCCCUUCAACUCGGUCAACGAUGUCGUCGUGCACUCGGAUGGCUCGAUCUGGUUCACCGACCCUGUCUACGGCUUUGAGCAGGGAUACCGGCCUCCACCCAGUCUGCCUAGUCAAGUCUAUCGCUAUGAGCCUCGCACCGGCGGGAUCCGGGCUAUGGCAGAUGGAUUUGGAAAGCCGAAUGGGAUUUGCUUCUCGCCAGACGAGAAAACGGUGUAUAUCACCGACACGGCCAGGAUGAGUGGUGAUUUCACGACGGACGAUCAUAAGCCUUCCUCGAUAUACGCGUUCGACGUCUCCGUCUACCACGGUGAACCGUUUUUGACGAAUCGACGACUGUUUGCCAUGGCCGAUUGCGGCAUUCCAGAUGGCAUCAAAUGCGACCUGCAGGGUAAUGUGUAUAGUGGGUGUGGAGAUGGUGUGAACGUUUGGUCUCCUGGUGGUGUCUUGCUAGGCAGAAUCCGGGUCCCUGAUGCGGGAGUUGCCAAUUUCUGCUUUGGUCGAGAUGGAGAGAUGUUUCUUUUGAAUGAGUAUAAGCUGUGGAGGGUGCAGUUGGGGGCUGCUAGAGGGGCUUUACUGGGUAUUUGA